UGCUCUGGCUGUGAGGGGACCAAGCCCCUUUCAGCUGCAGUGUCCUGCCCUGGUUUUGGCAGCUACGUGAGCGGGUGCAAGGGGUGCGGCCAGUGCCUCCCAGCAGGGUCCCCUGAGCAGACAGAUGUGGCAGCACCCGGGCGCGUACAGGUCUGCGGUGCUUGGGCACGUCCAGGGGCUGGCACGGGCCGGGGCUGUGCCCAGCAGGGACACGACGGGGACAGCGCUGGAAAGAGCCGGGCGGCGGGCAGCGUGGCUCAGCUCCUGGGGGGCAGCUGGCAGCGCUGAUGUGCCAGCUGUGCGGGGCCGCCUGCCUUCCUCCUGCCGCUUCCGGGACCCUGCCCUGCGCCCCUUCCUGGGCGCUACCGGGCACCGACAGCGCCGGCAGAGCUCCACUCGUCCGCAGCUCCCGUGAGGCGGCGCUGCCCGCAGGGUCGGCCCCGGCCCUCCCCCGGCCUCUCGGCUCCGCCCGGCGCCGCGCUGCCCGCCCGCCUGCAGGCCUCUCCCCGCUGCCACCCGGGCGGAGCGUGCGGGCCGCCGCGGCGCUGCUGGAGCCGGGGCUGUGCGGCACAGGCGGGUCCGGGCCGCUCUGCUGGAGCCAGCGCAACCGGCUGCAGCUGCUGGCGGCGGCGGUGGAGCGGCGGCGGCGGGGCGGCAGCAUGACCCUCAAGUCGGGGCGCAGCGCUAGCGCCGGCAGCAUGCGGACGGCGCUCUCCGACCUCUACCUGGAGCACCUACUGCAGAACCGGGCCAAGCCCGAGGCCAUCACUCAGUCCCAGAAUGCCGUGACUGAGGACAUUUACACCAACGGCUCAGCGACUGCAGGCAGCCCCUCCCAUGGCAGUGGCCGCGAGAUGCGCAAGAUUCGCCUCAUCCAGUUUGAGAAGGUCACAGAGGAGCCCAUGGGAAUCACGCUGAAGCUCAACGACAAGCAGAGCUGCAUGGUAGCCAGGAUCUUCCACGGGGGCAUGAUUCACAGACAAGGCUCCCUUCAUGUGGGUGAUGAAAUCAUAGAGAUCAAUGGGCAGAGUGUGAGCAACCACUCAGUUGACCAGCUGCAGAAGAUGCUGAAAGAAACCAAGGGGAUGGUCUCAAUAAAAGUCAUUCCCAACCAGCAAAGUCGCCUCCCUGCACUCCAGAUGUUCAUGAGAGCACAGUUUGACUACGACCCCAAAAAAGACAACCUGAUCCCCUGCAAGGAAGCAGGGCUGAAGUUCCAGAUCGGCGACGUUAUUCAGAUCAUAAACAAGGACGACAGCAACUGGUGGCAGGGCCGUGUGGAGGGCUCCUGCACCGAGUCAGCAGGGCUCAUCCCUUCUCCAGAGCUGCAGGAGUGGCGUGUGGCGAGCGUCACCCAGCCCACUCAGAGCGAGUCUCCCAGCUGCAGCCCCUUUGGGAAGAAGAAGAAGUGCAAAGAUAAAUACUUGGCCAAGCACAGCUCAAUUUUUGACCAGCUGGAUGUGGUUUCGUAUGAAGAGGUGGUGAGGCUGCCUGCCUUCAAGAGGAAGACUCUGGUGCUCAUUGGGGCCAGCGGCGUGGGCCGGAGCCACAUCAAGAAUGCUCUGCUCAGCAACAACCCAGACAAGUUCAUGUACCCACCUCCAUACACCACACGCCCCCAGAAGAAGAACGAGGUGGAUGGGAAGGACUACUACUUUGUCUCCACUGAGGAGAUGACUCGGGACAUCUUGGCCAACGAAUUCCUGGAGUUUGGAAGCUACCAGGGAAACAUGUUUGGAACCAAGUUUGAAACAGUUCACAAGAUCCACCAGCAGGAUAAAGUUGCCAUUUUGGACAUUGAGCCCCAGACGCUGAAGAUCAUCCGCACAGCCGAGCUCUCCCCCUUCAUAGUCUUCAUUGCCCCGACAGACAAGGCAGAGCAGUCAGAGGCUUUGGAGCAGCUCCAGAAGGAUUCGGAGAGCAUCCGGAGCCGAUACGCACACUACUUCGACCUCUCGCUGGUCAACAAUGGGGUAGAAGAAAGCCUCCAGCUGCUGCAGGAAGCCUUUGAGCAAGCCUGCAGCUCUCCACAGUGGGUGCCCAUCUCCUGGGUCUACUGAGAGGGCAUCUGACCCCAGCCCCUUCCCAUCAACCAUCCUGCAGCCAUGGGGAGAAAUGUCUUCAGCUUCCCCUGAUCCACACACAGCCCAGCACAACUCCCUUCCUCUGCUGCUCCACGGACAUGGUCUUGGUUGACACAGACAGGGUCUUUGGAUCUCCUCUCCCAGGGGAACAGAGGACAGGGACUGCCCAGGGGAUGUCCACUUCCCAUGGCACAGUAAUGCAGUGCUGUCAGGGCCUACAGCGGAGCCCAGGCCACCCUUUUAGCUCAGAGCACAGCUGCCCAGCACACCGGGCAAAGAAAAGCACAGACCUGCUGUAGCACCUGGCUGACCUCUGCCUCAGUCCCAAGGGAAGUGGCAGAGCAGGGAGCCUUUCUGGGCAGCUGCCCCCUGCCAUCACAGGAGCACACGAACACCUUGCCACAAACACCUCAAAAGCCUGGCCAGGGUCCACAAGGCUUCAAGAAGCCCAGAGCUUAGGAUGCUUCACAGAGACCACCUCUCAUCUCCUACAUCCAAGUUUCUCCUCGCAAAUGGGGAAGAGCAGAAAAAGCCAAGUGUGGAUUUGACAAAGGUGGCAUGCAGCAUGCCACCCCCAGGCAAGUCUCACCCUGCAUAACUGUGUUUGGAGUGUUCUGAUUCACCCUGUGCAAAUGUAGUUGUAUUGAAAUUCUCACCGUGCAGCUUAGAUUGUUACUGCCUGGCUGGAGAGUCUCCAAGCAGCUGAGGAAGCCCUGCAGACCAAACCCCAGAGGGGCCAGUUCAAGGGGUAAAUUCUAUCCAGCCACAAGUUAUCUGUUGCAUGCAGUAGAAACAGUGUCUCUAAAGAUCAUCCAGGCAUGUUGUCAAGAGUCUAGGGUGUCUCCCACACUGUAUGCAAACGUGAACUUCACCCACUCCAAGGGGCUCCUGUAGAAGCCCCAUGACGCACAAGGCCUACCAUGACCAUGUCCAGGAAGCAUCACUAUAGCUCCUGGGCAAACCAUAGCCAUCAUUUAGGUGGAAGAAUCUCAUUUGUGUGUUCAGCAGUCAGCUAGAGGAAAGAGGAAGAAGGCUUGUGCAAUUUCUUAAGGAUGCCAAAAACAAUCUAUCUGUUGAUGUGCAAUAGGGACCUUCGUUCUGAUCCACUGCAGGGAAUCAAUAAGCAGCAAUAAACAUGUGCUGAACGAAA
Molecule: messenger RNA, 3234 nt
Organism: Pogoniulus pusillus (Red-fronted tinkerbird)
Lineage: Eukaryota; Metazoa; Chordata; Aves; Piciformes; Lybiidae
Gene: MPP1
Product: MAGUK p55 scaffold protein 1
Exons: 12
Coding region: 288-2060 (590 amino acids)
Cellular component (GO): plasma membrane; cell-cell junction
Molecular function (GO): signaling receptor binding
Source: RefSeq, a predicted model, not a curated record